AUGAAGCUUCACUCGAUACCUUUGCUGCUUCUAUCUAAAAUAGUCAACGUUCCCAAAACCCGCCGGACGUACUGCAAGUCCAAGGAGUGCCACAAGCACACCCAGCACAAGGUCACCCAGUACAAGGCUGGAAAGGCCUCCCUUGCCGCCCAGGGUAAGCGUCGUUACGACCGAAAGCAGAGCGGUUACGGUGGUCAGACCAAGCCCGUCUUCCACAAGAAGGCCAAGACCACCAAGAAGAUCGUCCUGCGUCUGGAGUGCACUGCCUGCAAGACCAAGAAGCAGCUCGCUCUCAAGAGAUGCAAGCACUUCGAGUUGGGUGGUGAUAAGAAGACCAAGGGUGCCGCCCUUACCGUUCGACUGUAG
Aspergillus wentii DTO 134E9 is the source of this 366-nucleotide messenger RNA. Its product is annotated as 60S ribosomal protein eL42. The transcript is spliced from 5 exons. Gene Ontology annotation, molecular function: structural constituent of ribosome. Bases 1 to 366 code for a protein of 121 amino acids. Gene Ontology annotation, cellular component: cytosolic large ribosomal subunit; ribosome. The record is from RefSeq and is a predicted model, not a curated record. Gene Ontology annotation, biological process: translation. Lineage: Eukaryota; Fungi; Ascomycota; Eurotiomycetes; Eurotiales; Aspergillaceae.